GCCAACACCAUCAGCCUACAUACCCCUUUCUCUUCCUCUUCUCUCUUUCCCCGCCACCCCACCGACGACGACGAACGACCAACGAAUACUGGGAUGUCACCUCACGAAAACGGCGCAGAUGCGCCUCCCCGCCGCGCGAGCUUCACCCUCGGACCGGUAGGGUCUGACAAACACGCCGAUACCCCAGCCCCGUCGAGGUACCACGAGAAAUCUAUAUCGGAAGACAGCGAGGGCAGCGAUGGUUCGAGCUUGCACGGCUCCGGCAGCCCGGGCUACCUCCCGGACGACGUCUACGAGCAGACCAUGGGCUGGUGGCGGGCGGCGAUCCGGCGCAGACUCGUCCGGAGCGUCGAGUGGGAGUCGAAGGUCAUCGCUUCGAUGCAGGCCAAGAUACGGACGCGCUUCCUGGACUCGUACUUUGUGUACACCUCCUCUUUGGGCACCCACACCUUCUUCAUGAUCGCGCUCCCGGCCUGCUUCUUUUUCGGCCUUCACCAGCUCGGUCGCGGUAUCGUCUUCGUCGUCGCCAUGAGCGGCUACGUGACCUCCUUCCUCAAAGACCUCAUCUGCUCUCCACGGCCCUUCGCUCCUCCCGUCACGCGCCUCACCAUCGGCUCGCACCAUCUCGAAUACGGCUUCCCCUCCACGCACUCCGCCAACGGCGUCGCCAUGGCCCUCUUCGGACUCAUGUCCAUCACGCGCCUCCUCGCCUCCGGCGCGAUCGCCGACGGCGCCUACACCGUCGGCUGCGUGUUCCUCGCCUGGUACACGUUCAGCAUCGUCUUUGGCCGGCUCUACACCGGCAUGCACAGCUUCACCGACGUCACGGCCGGCAGCGCCGCGGGCGCGCUCGUGUGGGCGACCUACUGGGCGUGCGAGGACGCGCUCGAGGCCUGGCUCGCAAGCCCGGGCUGGGACGUGCCGGCGAUCGUGGCGACGGUGUGCCUGAUCAUGGUGCACAAGCACCCGCAGCCGGUCGACGACUGCCCCUGCUUCGAGGACGCGAUCGCGUUUAUCUCCGUCAUCAUGGGCUGCUUCCUCGGCCGCUGGCACUCGGUCAAGUACGGCUUCGACGACGAAUGGUACCGCACCUCCAUGCCCGGCUCCGCCUUCGCCGCCCCCGCCGACGCCGGGCUCUGGCUCCUCUUCGCGGCGCUCAAGAUGCUCCUCGGCACGCUCGUCAUCUUCGCCUGGCGCCUCAUCGCCAAGCCCACCCUGCACAUCCUGCUCCCGCCCACCUUCCGUCUCCUCGCCCAGAUCUUCACGCUGCCCCACCGGCGGUUCUACACGCCCGCGACGGACUACAAGAGCGUGCCGGCGGAGAAGGGGCUCCACCCGAUUCCGAGCGUGAUCGAUCUGCCGACGCAGGUGGAGGAGGUCGUCGACGGGGACGGGCUGGGGCGCCCGAGCUUGAGGGUCCCGAACGGGAUGAAGUAUCGUGGCGGCGGCGGCGGGAAGCAGGGCGGGGCGAGGGAGAAGGCGGGGAACGGCGGCGAGCUCGGGCUGGGGCUCGACUCGGACGUGGACGUGGAGUACGUGAAGCAUUACGACGCGGACGUUCUGACCAAGGUGUUCGUCUACUGCGGUAUCGCGCUCAUCUCGGUGGAGGCUUUGCCGAUGAUGUUCGAGCUCACGGGCAUGGGCGUUUUCUCGUCGUGACGUUGGGCCCUCUUGGACCGCGUUUAAUUCCACGGGGUGGUAUACCAUACGCUAUAUUUGUCACCUCGUCGUAAUGCAACGGUCACGGGAAACUGCGACGGAGCCCUCUCUAGCUCGUGGGUGCAUACAAUCGUGGCGACGUAAGCAUUGACAGGUGCGAGUCGGCGUCAUCGUUGCACCGAAGUUUCAAAUACUUGUGCACCGAUUGCCCCGCCCCAACCCGUUCGGGAACAAGUUCCACCAUUCGCCAUGAUUCGAUUGGAUUGAGGACUUCAAGUGGACGCGCUGCAGAUCAUUCGUGUAGCGUUGACCCUAAAUUAUACAUGUCGUAACAGCCAUUAUAUUACGUUUGAUUGCUC
Molecule: messenger RNA, 2018 nt
Organism: Punctularia strigosozonata HHB-11173 SS5
Lineage: Eukaryota; Fungi; Basidiomycota; Agaricomycetes; Corticiales; Punctulariaceae
Exons: 6
Coding region: 94-1659 (521 amino acids)
Cellular component (GO): endoplasmic reticulum membrane
Molecular function (GO): sphingosine-1-phosphate phosphatase activity
Source: RefSeq, a predicted model, not a curated record